UCAACCGGGUAUAUCAAGUUUGCACACUUUCCAUCUUUCACUUAAUAACACCCCUACAAAAAAAAACGUUUCUCAACUUUUAAAAACAUUACCUAAUUUGUGUUUAAGUCUUUGUGAAGUGACUUUCGACUUUGCUGAAACCGAUAUUGAUGAAAGUAUUACUGUGCUUUUAAUUGAACUCAUUAGAGUGCAAAAAGCAUUAAAACAUUUCACUUUGAAAUGUCGUGGUACUAUUGCUGAAAAAUAUAAACAGGAUUAG
Messenger RNA from Racocetra persica, 259 nucleotides. NCBI's taxonomy places the organism in Eukaryota, Fungi, Glomeromycota, Glomeromycetes, Diversisporales, Gigasporaceae. The record is from the annotation of a GenBank genome assembly.